This is a messenger RNA of Phragmites australis (common reed), 1310 nucleotides long. RefSeq names its product protein PHR1-LIKE 2-like. Gene Ontology annotation, molecular function: DNA-binding transcription factor activity; DNA binding. The record is from RefSeq and is a predicted model, not a curated record. Bases 274 to 1056 code for a protein of 260 amino acids. The transcript is spliced from 6 exons. NCBI's taxonomy places the organism in Eukaryota, Viridiplantae, Streptophyta, Magnoliopsida, Poales, Poaceae.
UUCCAGCUUCAGAACUUCGCAAUUGUACUAAAAAAAGCAGAACUUCACGAUUCACGAGAGAGAGGGGGAGGGGAAUCACUGCCAGUGGAAAGCGGAAGUAGCAGCAGAAGAGAAGCAAGAACUAGCAAGAGAGCGCGCGAGAGAGAGAGAAAGCCGAGGGACUUUUCGUUGGAUUGGAUCCUUCGCUUUUGCGGAGGAGAAAGGAGAAGGAGAAGAAGGCCCCCUUCUCUCUCCUCUCCGUUCUUGCAGAGAGCAGCAGGGGAGGAGGAGGAGAUGUUCCCGCCUGGCCUGAUCCACCACCGCCCGGACGGCCCCGCGCCCGGCGACGCGGCGCCGCGCUCCGUCCCUGGCGCCGGCGCGGGUGGGCCGAACCUGGUGCUGACGGCGGAUCCCAAGCCCCGCCUGCGGUGGACGGCUGACCUCCACGAGCGCUUCGUUGACGCCGUCGCCCAGCUCGGCGGGCCGGAGAAAGCAACACCAAAAACUAUCUUGAGGACAAUGGGUGUCAAGGGGCUUACACUUUUCCACUUGAAGAGCCAUCUUCAGAAAUACAGAUUGGGGAAACAAUCUGGUAAAGAGGGGUCAGAGCAAUCUAAAGAUGCAUCCUAUCUUCUAGAUGCCCAAAGUGGAAUGAGUGUGUCCCCUAGAGUUCCUGCCCAGGAUGUGAAAGAAAGUCAAGAAGUCAAAGAAGCACUGAGGGCACAGAUGGAAGUGCAACGGAGACUGCAUGAACAAGUGGAGGUCCAGAAGCGUGUGCAGAUCAGAAUGGAAGCGCUUCAGAAGUACAUUGACACUAUUCUAGAGAACGCAUGCAAGUUGGUCACUGAGCAGUUCGCCUCAACUGGCUUCAGCGUCUCCGACCCUGAUCUCCUGGAGCUAUCCCCCGGUGGUGUCAUGUGUGGCCCCACGGACACGUUGAGCUCCUCCGUCUUCAACCAGCUCUCCGUCAGCUCGAUCGACUCACACAGUCCAGGAGGCAAACCUUCUCCCUCGGGCAUCGAAGGCCCACCACUGCUACUCCACAAGUCGCCUGAGUUCAAACGGAGGUCCUCUUGAGCUGUGUCGUCGACUAAGUCUGAGCGUAGUACUUUGUUCCUUGUCUACGGUAGGAAUGUCGAAUGUUGUAGUGACAAAGGAAAUGGUCAGCCAAUCUUGUAGUAGCUGACUUGUUCUCUUGCUAGUGCCUACCAAGUAGCAGGGUUCGCUCCAUCGUUUGAUCAAUCAAAACAAACCUAUGUUUAUAUGAACUGAUGUGCAAGAUCAAAUGCCUUUCUUGAUAUGGUACUUUUUGUCAUGGGAUUGUGGUUCUA